This is a messenger RNA of Lathyrus oleraceus (garden pea), 1288 nucleotides long. RefSeq names its product protein FLUORESCENT IN BLUE LIGHT, chloroplastic. The record is from RefSeq and is a predicted model, not a curated record. Bases 121 to 1023 code for a protein of 300 amino acids. Lineage: Eukaryota; Viridiplantae; Streptophyta; Magnoliopsida; Fabales; Fabaceae. Gene Ontology annotation, biological process: chlorophyll biosynthetic process. Gene Ontology annotation, molecular function: protein binding. The transcript is spliced from 5 exons.
AUCCAGCAACAGUACAUAGAGACACAAUACAAGGAUUCUCAUUGUUAUCCCCAAAAAUCCAACAUUUAUCCUUUCAUCUCUCAUCUUUACCUUAUCAAAAUCCAAACAACCUCUGCACAAAUGAGAGAAAUGGCGGUUGUCGUACGCUGUUCCUGUUUCCUCUCUCCUCCUCACUCAACACUCCCUCAAUUCUGCUCCAACAACACCAAUCUUCACCUUUCAGGAAAAUUCACUUGUCUUUCUUUAAAAGUAGACAAGGUUGUGCCACUCUUUAAAGAUGCUUUUCAUGUAACUUCUAAAACUCCAACUGUGCUUCAUUGUUCAAACUGUAAGGAAGACAUGCCUCAAAGAUUCCCUUUGCCGUUGUUUCUUGCGAGCAACAUUUUGAUGUUUUCGAUGCCUUGUAAAGCUUUGGCUGAAACAUGUGAAGCUGAUAACUCUAUGUUCAAUAUGCCUAUACUGCUAGCAGUAGCACUCAUUGGAGCCACGGUAGGAGGUUUGGUCGCAAGACAAAGGAAAGGAGAAUUGCAGCGGUUAAACGAGCAGUUACUCCAGAUCAAUGCAGCUUUAAGGAAGCAAGCGAAAAUUGAAUCGUAUGCUCCGACUUUGAGCUAUGCUCCCAUUGGUGGUGGUAGAAUACCUGAUAGUGAAAUUAUUGUUGAUCCAAAGAAACAAGAACUGAUUUCCAAGUUAAAAAGUGGAAAGAACUUUCUAAGGAAUCAACAGCCAGAUAAAGCGUUCACGGAGUUUAAGUCUGCGCUCGAGCUUGCACAGAAUAUUAAGGAUCCUAUCGAGGAGAAAAAAGCGGCUCGCGGUCUAGGAGCUUCAUUGCAAAGACAAGGAAAGUACCGAGACGCUGUUAAAUACCAUUCCAUGGUUUUGUCGAUCUCCGAAAGAGAAGGAGAAGAAUCUGGAAGCACAGAAGCUUUUGGAGCAAUUGCAGAUUGUUACACUGAGCUUGGAGACCUUGAAAAAGCAGGACAAUACUAUGACAAGUAUAUUGCAAGGUUGGAAAAGGACUAAUCCUUACUCCAAAUGUUCUACAUUUCUUCUUAUUCACAAUAUUUUUCAUGCAUUUUAUUCUAAGUCAAUGUUUUUUUGAGUUCAUUAUUUUGUUAUUGUUAAGCUAUUAUUGAGAUUGUAAAGUUGAUGUUAUAACUUAUUUUGAAGGAGAGUUUAAAACUAGAGAUAAUGUUUAUCUUCAAUUUCUAGUUUGUGGAAUGAGGCAAAACUGAUUUUAAGAGAAUCACAAAUUUGGUCCAUGAAAGAUGUGAUUGUUACAACUUAA